Sinocyclocheilus anshuiensis is the source of this 2876-nucleotide messenger RNA. Its product is annotated as arrestin domain-containing protein 3-like. Lineage: Eukaryota; Metazoa; Chordata; Actinopteri; Cypriniformes; Cyprinidae. Bases 191 to 1495 code for a protein of 434 amino acids. The transcript is spliced from 8 exons. Gene Ontology annotation, cellular component: cytoplasm. The record is from RefSeq and is a predicted model, not a curated record. Gene Ontology annotation, biological process: protein transport.
GCGCAGAGAUACAGCUGCAUCUUCACAUGCAGUUACAGCAAAACUCAAUGAUUAACAGACAAGUAUAGCACUGAACCCCUGCCUGCAGCCGUUCUGCACGGCAAAAACCUUAGAUGAUUCAUACAAAACACCUGACAGAUGAUUCGCUCUUUUUAUUUUAAAUAUCUUACAGCUUAGUAAGAUUUCCACCAUGGUGCUCGGAAAGGUGAAAAACUUCUUUGUCAGCUACGACUGUCCCAAUGACAGCAAUGUCCCUGUCUUCGCCAGUGGGGACUUUGUCUCAGGUCGGGUGGUCAUUGAAGUGACCGGAGAAAUCCGCGUGAGAUCUCUGAACAUUCACGCCAAGGGACUGGCGAAAGUUCGCUGGACUGAAUCACGUAAUGCUGGGUCCAACACUGCCUACACACAGAAUUUCACGGAAGAAGUGGAGUAUUUAAACCACAGAGACGUCCUUAUUGGACAUGAUCGAGGGUUUCUUGAGGAAUAUUACAGGUAUGGUAUAUUGGUAUAUCGAAUUUUAUUCUGCUUUGUUUUAGAUGAUGACAGCUGCGACGAGGGCUUCACCAUUCUUCACUCAGGGCGACAUGAGUUUCCCUUCAGCUUCGAACUGCCCCAGACGCCUUUGGCGACAUCCUUUGAAGGCAAACACGGCAGCGUGCGGUACUGGGUGAAGGCAGAGCUUCAUAGGCCAUGGCUCCUGCCCAUGAAAACCAAGAAGGAGUUCACCGUCUUUGAGCACAUUGACAUCAACACUCCAUUGUUACUGUCUCCUCAGGCUGGCACAAAGGACAAAACCCUUUGCUGUUGGUUCUGCACAUCAGGGCCUGUAUCACUAAGUGCCAAAAUCGAGAGGAAGGGCUACACUCCAGGAGAGUCUAUCCAGAUCUUCGCAGAGAUUGAAAACUGCUCUUCCCGUGUGGUCGUGCCAAAGGCAGCCAUCUACCAAACCCAAACCUUCUUUGCCAAAGGGAAGGUCAAGGAGAUCAAACAGCUCGUAGCUAACCUCCGAGGAGAUCCUCUACCCUCUGGCAAGACCGAGACUUGGGACGGCAAGAUGCUGAAGAUCCCACCCAUAUCGCCUUCCAUUCUGGACUGCAGCAUCAUCCAUGUGGAAUAUUCACUCAUGGUGUAUGUGGACAUCCCUCGAGCUGUCAACUUGACCCUGAAUCUGCCCCUGGUGAUUGGCACCAUUCCUCUCCACUCCUUUGGCAGUCGCACCUCUUCCGUCAGCAGUCAGUGCAGCAUGGCUAUGAGCUGGUUGGGAUUGCCUGAGAGACCUGAAGCUCCACCAAGCUACUCUGAAAUCGUCACAGAUGAGGAGCGACAGAACAACUUGGAGCUCCCAGCUGUGAGAGAUGAGAUUGAAGGACCACUUUAUGCUUACAUCCAUGAGUUCCGCUUCCAGCCUCCGCCCCUGUAUUCUGAGGUUGAUCCCCAUCCUGAGCAGGUGUGCGACUCCUUGGACAGGAGACCAGAUACCUGUCCAUCCCGCUGAAGGAGUGACCACACCUGACCAGUGCUGUCAGGGAUCUCUUAUCUCUACAACCUCAACUGGGGUUUGUUCUUCCUCCGUGAGGAGGCACGAGCGUCCAUCUUGGUGACGCAGAUGGAUAUCCACCAGGAACCACUCCCAAUCCAGGUCGAGUCCAGCUCAGUGGCCCCUAAAAUCCACUGAAGAUCUCGAGUGAUUCCCUUCCCCCUCCAUCCUUGGUGAAAGGAGUACAGACCAGAUUUGUUGGAGUAAAACUGUGCCCUUGACACCAAAAUGGACUAAACGCAACACCACUAAGUGCGAGAAUGGUGUCCAAACAUCCAGCCUUAUUUUGGAUGUGAUUCUUCACUUAUUUGAAUGAUUACACUGAAUCAUCUUGAAGAUUUAUCGGUUAUCAUUGUACUAAGAGCAACAAAUAACUCCAACAAUCCUGCAUCCACUCCCAACAGAAUAACGACAGACUUUCUUUUUGUCAAUUGUUUGUCGUUUCUCAACUUAGAAGAAGUGGCUUUACCACAUUGAUUUUCUUGAAACGUUUUAAGAAUGUCGGAAACUGACCUGCACCAAGACCAAGACCUGCUGCAAAGCAUUAUGGGUAAGAUUCUGACAUGCCACGUUGCCUUUCUGCUAGAAAGAAACUGCGAGAGCAUCAACCUGAACAUGGCACUGAUUCAAGUGGCAAGAGAAAAGAGACCAUUGGCGGCAAAUGAAGAGGACACUCAUCGAGAUUCCUGAAGACAUUCCUGAAUCAGUCCUCCCACUCUCACUGUUACGAGAUACACAGAGAACCGCACUCCAAAACUCGUUUAGAACCUCUUACUAUAUGUACAACUAAGAGCUAACUAGACUCUUGACAUAUUCUUUUUUUUUUCGUACUCUUCUGACAGUGGCCUGUUGGCGUAGGCCGUUUUUUGUUUAACGACAAUUAGCACUUUUCAUCAAUUGCAUUCAAAGUGUAUACCGAAGCUUGGCUAAUAUAAUGCACAAGUUUGACAAACAUAUGCUCUGACAUUUACUUGUGAUUUUAGGAAUGUUUGUUUACAUAAAUGUGCUGUUAACAGACAAACUAGAGUCACUAGUUACACGUUUAGACUAAUGAAACCAUCUUUGUGGCCUUGGCACAAAAACCAUGUUUGUUUUUAAUCACCGUUUAUGGCUGAAUUUGUGCGCUGUGCUGAUAUUUACCUAUUAAAAAAAGGGACUAUGUACUUUUUGUGAACUGUAUGCAUCCUUACCUUGAUGUUUGUGUUGGGUCGUGGUGAAAAUUGUUGCCGUUUUGUUUUUGUUUUUUUCCCUAGUGUUUUACUUCAGAUACUACAAGAACAUUCUCAAACAUGCACUUACAGGGAAUCAAAGAACCCUCAUAGAGACUGAACAUGAAAUG